CUGGUAUCACCUAAGUUGGUCACGUGACCCACUUAUCAUCUUUCCGAAUGCCCAUAGACAAUCCUUCAUCGACUUCUUUGGUUUAUAGCCACGAGGUUUUUAGCUAUAUUUCAAUUUAUUAGUGAAAUAAUAAAAAUACGCUUCGUUUUCUUUGAACGAAAUGCCACCCAGUAAUCCUUUGCCGCCCAAAGAAAAUGCGCUAUUCAAAAGAAUUUUGCGUUGCUAUGAACAUAAACAAUAUAAAAAUGGUUUGAAAUUUGCCAAGCAAAUCCUCUCCAACCCAAAAUUCGCUGAACAUGGAGAGACCCUGGCAAUGAAAGGUUUGACUCUAAACUGCCUGGGACGGAAAGAAGAAGCUUAUGAAUAUGUGCGCCGAGGCCUUCGCAAUGAUCUCAAGUCCCCAGUCUGUUGGCAUGUCUAUGGCCUCCUGCAGCGGUCCGAUAAGAAAUAUGAUGAGGCAAUCAAAUGUUACCGGAAUGCUCUUAAAUGGGAAAAGGAGAAUAUACAGAUUCUUCGGGAUUUAUCCCUUCUCCAGAUCCAGAUGAGAGAUUUAGAAGGAUACAAGGACACCCGGUACCAGCUGUUCAUGCUCCGACCAACACAGAGGGCUUCCUGGAUAGGCUUCGCAAUGAGCUAUCACCUGCUCGGAGACUACGAAAUGGCCAACAGCAUUCUCGAUGCCUUCCGUACAAACCAAAUGAAAGGACCGUAUGACUAUGAACAUUCAGAACUGCUUUUGUACCAAAACAUGGUUCUUGCGGAGUCCGGACAGUUUGACAGGGCGCUGUCACAUCUACACAAGUUCCAGACGCAGAUUCUUGAUAAAUUAUCAGUGAAAGAAACUAGUGGGGAAUAUUAUUUGAAGUUGAAGAGAUUUAAAGAGGCGGAGGCAGUUUAUGAAGACUUACUAAAACGGAACCCUGAAAAUGUGAUGUAUUAUCAGAAACUUAUAGAUGCUAAACAACUUAGUGAUCCUGAUGAAAAAGUGGCCUUCUUCGAUGUAUAUAAGAAAGAGUAUCCCAAAGCAAUAGCGCCCCGGCGGCUGCAGCUGUCGGAGGCGGGCUCGGCGGCCGUGUUCGCGCGGCUGGUGGACGAGUACCUGCGCCACGGCCUGCACAAGGGCAUCCCGCCGCUCUUCGUCGACAUUAGAUCGUUAUACGCAGACAAAAGCAAAGCGGAAACGAUAGAAAACCUAGUACUGCAAUACAUAGAAAAUUUAUCCAAAACCGGCACAUUCAGUUCCGAGCCGAGCGAAGCGAAGCAGCCGGCCAGCGCUCUUCUAUGGGCGUACUAUUACGCCGCUCAGCACUUCGAUUAUAAGAAGGAUACGGACCGGGCUUUGAAGUAUAUUGACGCCGCGAUAGAACACACACCCACGUUGAUCGAGCUGUUUAUUGUUAAAGGAAGGAUAUACAAGCACGCGGGCGACCCGGUGUCGGCGUACCAGUGGCUGGAGGAGGCGCAGGCGAUGGACACGGCGGACCGCUACGUGAACAGCAAGUGCGCGCGCUACAUGCUGCGCGCCGGCCACGUGGCGCGCGCCGAGGAGAUGUGCGCCAAGUUCACCAGAGAAGGUGUACCGGCCACAGAAAACCUGAACGAAAUGCAGUGUAUGUGGUUCCAAACUGAAGCAGCGGCGGCCUACCAGCGCGCCAGGCAGUGGGGCGAGGCGCUCAAGAAGGCACAUGAAGUUGACAGGCACUUCUCCGAAAUAAUGGAGGACCAAUUCGACUUCCACUCGUACUGCAUGCGCAAGAUGACGCUCCGCUCGUACGUGGGGCUGCUGCGGCUGGAGGACGUGCUGCGCGCGCACCCCUUCUACUUCCGCGCCGCGCGCGCCGCCAUCUCCGUGUACCUGCGGCUCUACGCCUGCCCGCUGCAGGACAACGUGCAGCCGCAGGAGCCCGAUACAGAGAAUCUCGCGCCGUCCGAACUGAAGAAGCUGAGGAAUAAACAGAGGAAAGCGAAGCGUAAAGCCGAACAGGAAAGCAUGCUGGCGGCACAAGUACAGGUGAAGAGAGAGCAACACCACAAGGCGCGGCAGCAGCAGGAGCAGGGCGAUCCGGAGGCUCCACAACUAGACGAGCUCAUCCCCGACAAAUUGGCUAGGGCGGAGGAUCCUCUAGAGCAGGCGAUCAAGUUCCUGCAGCCGCUGCGGACGCUCGCCGCCGAUAGGAUAGAAACAUAUUUAAUGGCCUUUGAAAUAUACUUUAGGAAAGAGAAACCCCUCCUAAUGCUACAGAGCAUAAAGCGCGCGUGGCGGUUGGAGCCCGGGCACCACCACCUGCACGACUGCCUGGUGCGCUUCCGCGGCUGGCUCGACCAGAACCAGCUGGCGCCCGCCGUGGCCGAGGUCGUCAACAAGGAGACGCAGGAGGUACGCAGACUCCUCCCUGACUACAGGAGCCUCCCACCACCACCUGCACGACUGCCUGGAGCCUCCCACCACCACCUGCACGACUGCCUGGUGCGCUUCCGCGGCUGGCUCGACCAGAACCAGCUGGCGCCCGCCGUGGCCGAGGUCGUCAACAAGGAGACGCAGGAGGUACGCAGACUCCUCCCUGACUACAGGAGCCUCCCACCACCACCUGCACGACUGCCUGGAGCCUCCCACCACCACCUGCACGACUGCCUGGUGCGCUUCCGCGGCUGGCUCGACCAGAACCAGCUGGCGCCCGCCGUGGCCGAGGUCGUCAACAAGGAGACGCAGGAGGUACGCAGACUCCUCCCUGACUACAGGAGCCUCCCACCACCACCUGCACGACUGCCUGGAGCCUCCCACCACCACCUGCACGACUGCCUGGUGCGCUUCCGCGGCUGGCUCGACCAGAACCAGCUGGCGCCCGCCGUGGCCGAGGUCGUCAACAAGGAGACGCAGGAGGUACGCAGACUCCUCCCUGACUACAGGAGCCUCCCACCACCACCUGCACGACUGCCUGGAGCCUCCCACCACCACCUGCACGACUGCCUGGUGCGCUUCCGCGGCUGGCUCGACCAGAACCAGCUGGCGCCCGCCGUGGCCGAGGUCGUCAACAAGGAGACGCAGGAGGUACGCAGACUCCUCCCUGACUACAGGAGCCUCCCACCACCACCUGCACGACUGCCUGGAGCCUCCCACCACCACCUGCACGACUGCCUGGUGCGCUUCCGCGGCUGGCUCGACCAGAACCAGCUGGCGCCCGCCGUGGCCGAGGUCGUCAACAAGGAGACGCAGGAGGUACGCAGACUCCUCCCUGACUACAGGAGCCUCCCACCACCACCUGCACGACUGCCUGGAGCCUCCCACCACCACCUGCACGACUGCCUGGUGCGCUUCCGCGGCUGGCUCGACCAGAACCAGCUGGCGCCCGCCGUGGCCGAGGUCGUCAACAAGGAGACGCAGGAGGUACGCAGACUCCUCCCUGACUACAGGAGCCUCCCACCACCACCUGCACGACUGCCUGGAGCCUCCCACCACCACCUGCACGACUGCCUGGUGCGCUUCCGCGGCUGGCUCGACCAGAACCAGCUGGCGCCCGCCGUGGCCGAGGUCGUCAACAAGGAGACGCAGGAGGUACGCAGACUCCUCCCUGACUACAGGAGCCUCCCACCACCACCUGCACGACUGCCUGGAGCCUCCCACCACCACCUGCACGACUGCCUGGUGCGCUUCCGCGGCUGGCUCGACCAGAACCAGCUGGCGCCCGCCGUGGCCGAGGUCGUCAACAAGGAGACGCAGGAGUGUGUGGGACUCGCCGCUCCUUAUCCCUCUCUUAGCGAGAGGGAGGGAGAAUUUGGCCCUACCCACUAA
Molecule: messenger RNA, 3790 nt
Organism: Cydia fagiglandana
Lineage: Eukaryota; Metazoa; Arthropoda; Insecta; Lepidoptera; Tortricidae
Gene: Naa15-16
Product: N-alpha-acetyltransferase 15, NatA auxiliary subunit-like
Exons: 23
Coding region: 161-3790 (1209 amino acids)
Biological process (GO): N-terminal peptidyl-methionine acetylation
Cellular component (GO): NatA complex; cytoplasm
Molecular function (GO): protein binding
Source: RefSeq, a predicted model, not a curated record